Messenger RNA from Siniperca chuatsi (mandarin fish), 11848 nucleotides. It is a transcript of the gene trpm3, whose product is annotated as transient receptor potential cation channel, subfamily M, member 3. The record is from RefSeq and is a predicted model, not a curated record. Gene Ontology annotation, biological process: protein tetramerization; monoatomic cation transmembrane transport. The coding region runs from base 1745 to 7108 and encodes 1787 amino acids. Gene Ontology annotation, molecular function: monoatomic cation channel activity. NCBI's taxonomy places the organism in Eukaryota, Metazoa, Chordata, Actinopteri, Centrarchiformes, Sinipercidae. The transcript has 27 exons. Gene Ontology annotation, cellular component: membrane.
AUUUUCUAGGUUCCUACAGCUCUGUGUAUGGUUGUAGCGUCUGAUUACACUACAAAAUGUAAUUCUCCUUUUGCCCUAAAACAGUAAGAAUAAUUAGCCUUUAAUCAAACCUGAUAAUCUCAGGCGUGGAAGUAGAUGACAAAUAUUAUACACAACUCGUGUAUACUUAACAUUAACGUAAAGUGAGAUAACUGCAGGCAUUUGUUUCUAAGGUGCUGGAAGGAAGAACAGCAUAAAACUAAAAAUAUUUGGUUCACUUGUUAGUAGAUGAUUUAAAGACGCGUCAAACUGAGACAAACAUUUGUUUUUAUUUCUUUGUGAACAUGGGUUAAACAGGCCUAUAUUUUCAAUUUGAUCAGUGGAGAAAGACAAAGAAAUUCUCAUUUUUGUCAUCUAGAAAUGAAACUCUUUAGUCAUAUGUGAAUACACCUGUAAUGUACAAAAAUUGCAAUUUGGGUCUUAAAGGAUAAUUGCAGCUUAACAUUCAUGCAAAAACAGCAAACUGAACUGCAUCAAAUGAGAGAGAGUGGUGGAGGUGCUGAGAGGCAUUAAAAAUGAGUUUAUGCAAUAUGACAGUCACAUCAACAGCCCUGUUUUUGGUGUUCUUUUUUAACCACUUAAGGGUUUUUCAUGCGAAAAUCUAAUGUGUAACACGUGCAAAUCAGUAAGUAGGUCGUACUUCUCUCCGCUGCCACAGUACCAAGUUGUUUCAUGUGCUUCCAUUUUCAAGCUCCAUCUGAAUUCACUCUAUAAGACAGAGCGUUGACUCCACUUCACCCAUUUCCCUUUUGACCACCAUACAGUGCCUCAACACAUCUCUUACCUCUCUUCCCAUUCUCUCCAUCUUGCCCUCUCUCUUUCUCUGUCUCUCUCUCUCUCCAUCGCUCCUCUUUUUUUCCCAUUCGCAGAAGCAAUUGUUUUCUCUUGCAUCCUAUCCCCAUAGUUUCAAUUUCAGCUUGUUCAUCAAUUGUAUUGGAUCUUAUCUUAUGUCUCCCCAUUCACUCUCUCUCUCCAUCUCUCGGUCUCUCUCUCUCUUCCAUUCUCCCUCUCUCUCUCUUUCUCUCAUCUUGGAGACAGUAGUGUGCAUGCAGCCUCAAAUCUAAGCCGCUGCCUGUCAGGCUGCUCCGUUUAUGCACUCUGCGCUGCGCUGCUCUCCUUUCCUUUCCGUCCUCUCCCCUUUGCGCUAUACUGCGCUGCUCGUCUCUCCUCUCCUCACCUCACAUCUCCAUCUCUCCUCCUCUUUCUCUCUUCUUUCUCUUUCUCUACCUGCAUCCCUCUCACACUACGCGCUCUUAUCUCUGUUGUGCAUUGCUGUGCUCUGCUCCAUUGUUUGGGAAAAUACUGUACACUCUGGGUUUUUUCGCGCCAGAGCUGAGUACACUCUGGCUACUGGUGGAAGAGGAUUUAGAUGCCCCUGGUGCUCCAGGUUUGGCUUGCCUCGGACUCUUUGGAUCUGUGUGGGCCCGAGAGAAAGAGAGGAGAGGGAGGAAGGGGAGAGUGGGCAGAGAGCUGCCCAGGUAAGCUUCACCUUCUUGGGGAAGUAAAGGCUUCAAGGUGGUGGCAGUGUUGGUGGCGGUAGUGGUUGAUGGUUGCCCGUCGAGGGUCAUGCCCUGGGACUUGGUGCUUUUUGGCAGUUGGAGUUGGAGACCCUCUCCCAUUUUUGCCCCCCUAGUGGGGCAGCAUUGAUCCUGGUGCCGGGAAAAGCUGCCGGGCACCAGUGGCCACACCGUGAAGAGUGGGCACCAUGAACCAGCUGGAUGCACCACGGCCACUCAACUGGACCAUCAGAAAACUGUGCCAUGCAGCCUUCCUGCCAUCUGUACGCCUGCUAAAGGCACAGAAAUCGUGGAUAGAAAGAGCGUUCAGCAAGAGAGAAUGUGUUCAUAUCAUAGUGAGCGGCAAAGACCCCCAUAGGUGCUGUUGUGGUCGUCUGAUAGGUCAGCAUGUGGGCCUGCCCCCGGGCAUCUCCUCCAGUCAGAAUGAUAAGGCAGAGCGUUUGGCCAAGAAUGACAGCCUGUCGGAGAAGUGGUCGAUCAGCAAACACACACAGCUCAGCCCCACUGAUGCCUUCGGCACCAUUGAGUUCCAGGGAGGAGGACAUUCCAACAAAGCCAUGUACGUGCGAGUGUCUUAUGACACCAAGCCUGACCUGCUCCUCCACCUGAUGACCAAGGAGUGGCAGCUGGAUCUGCCCAAGCUGCUCAUCUCAGUCCACGGGGGCCUGCAGAACUUUGAAUUACAGCCCAAACUCAAACAGGUCUUUGGCAAAGGGCUCAUCAAGGCUGCCAUGACAACGGGAGCCUGGAUCUUCACCGGAGGGGUCAACACAGGGGUGAUUCGCCAUGUGGGUGAUGCACUGAAAGACCACGCCUCCAAGUCAAGGGGGAAGAUCUGCACCAUUGGCAUUGCUCCCUGGGGCAUCGUAGAAAAUCAAGAGGAUCUUGUUGGCAAAGAUGUGGUGCGUCCAUACCAGACCAUGUCCAACCCUAUGAGCAAGUUGACGGUUCUCAACAGUCUCCACUCCCACUUCAUUCUGGCAGACAAUGGCACCACGGGAAAGUACGGCGCUGAGGUCAAACUGAGACGCCAGCUAGAGAAACACAUCUCCCUGCAGAAGAUCAACACACGUAUUGGUCAGGGUGUGCCGGUGGUGGCUCUGAUCGUAGAGGGAGGCCCGAAUGUGAUCUCCAUUGUACUGGAGUACCUCAGGGACACACCUCCCGUCCCUGUGGUGGUGUGUGACGGCAGCGGCAGGGCCUCUGACAUCUUGGCCUUCGGACACAAAUACUCUGAGGAGGGAGGCAUAAUUAAUGAGUCUCUAAGAGACCAGUUGCUGGUGACCAUCCAGAAGACUUUCACCUACAGCCGCACACAGGCCCAACAUCUGUUCAUCAUUCUCAUGGAGUGCAUGAAGAAGAAGGAGCUGAUAACAGUUUUUCGGAUGGGGUCGGAGGGUCAUCAGGACAUUGACCUUGCCAUCCUCACUGCAUUACUCAAAGGUGCCAACGCUUCAGCUCCCGACCAGCUGAGUUUGGCUCUGGCAUGGAACAGAGUGGACAUCGCCCGCAGUCAGAUCUUCAUCUACGGACAGCAGUGGCCUGUCGGUUCCCUGGAGCAGGCAAUGCUAGAUGCCUUAGUUCUGGACAGAGUGGACUUUGUCAAGCUGCUGAUUGAAAAUGGAGUUAGUAUGCACCGUUUCCUCACGCUUUCCAGACUGGAGGAGCUCUACAACACGAGACAUGGACCGUCCAACACGCUGUACCACCUUGUCAGAGACGUCAAAAAGCAAGAAUAUCCAGGGUUCGGUUGGAUCUACUUCAAGGGAAACCUGCCCCCAGACUACCGCAUCAGCCUCAUCGACAUUGGACUGGUCAUUGAAUACCUCAUGGGCGGGGCAUAUCGGUGUAACUACACCAGGAAGAGAUUCAGAACGCUAUACCACAACCUCUUUGGACCCAAGAGGCCCAAAGCCCUGAAACUGCUGGGGAUGGAGGAUGACAUGCCCAUCCGCAGAGGCCGCCAGAAGACGACGCGUAAACGAGAGGAAGAAGUGGACAUCGAUUUGGACGACCCUGAAAUCAACCACUUCCCUUUCCCCUUCCAUGAGCUUAUGGUGUGGGCUGUGCUUAUGAAACGUCAGAAGAUGGCAUUGUUCUUUUGGCAGCAUGGCGAAGAGGCCAUGGCCAAGGCCUUGGUAGCAUGUAAGCUUUGUAAGGCCAUGGCACACGAAGCCUCCGAGAACGAUAUGGUGGAUGACAUCUCCCAGGAACUAAACCACAACUCCAGAGAGUUUGCCCAGCUGGCAGUGGAACUCCUAGACCAGUCCUAUAAACAGGACGAGCAGAUGGCCAUGAAGCUGUUGACUUACGAGCUGAAGAACUGGAGCAACGCCACCUGCCUGCAGCUGGCGGUAGCGGCCAAACACAGAGAUUUCAUAGCUCACACCUGCAGUCAGAUGCUGCUAACCGAUAUGUGGAUGGGACGCCUGCGGAUGCGCAAGAACUCAGGCCUGAAGGUAAUCUUAGGGCUGCUUCUCCCACCGUCCAUCCUGAGUCUGGAGUUCAAGAACAAGGAUGAGAUGUCCUACAUGCCCCAGGAUCAGGAGGCCUACCUGCAGGAGAAGGAGGAGGAGGAGCCUGAGAAACCAGUCAAGGAGAAGGAGGAGGAAGACAUGGAGUUCACAGCAAUGCUGGGUAAGGUAACCACAGAGACAUCCAGAAAGAAGGAUGUUGAGGAGGUUCAAAACCGCCACCGCCUCAUCCCCAUGGGACGCAAGAUAUACGAGUUCUACAACGCUCCAAUUGUCAAGUUCUGGUUUCAUACGAUGGCAUACGUGGCCUACCUGAUGUUGUUCAACUACAUUGUACUGGUCAAGAUGGACCUGUGGCCCUCUCCUCAAGAGUGGAUCGUCAUCGCUUACAUCUUUACCAACGGCAUUGAGAAGAUGAGAGAGAUCCUGAUGUCAGAGCCGGGGAAAUUGUUACAGAAGGUGAAGGUGUGGCUUCAGGAGUACUGGAACAUCACAGACCUCAUGGCCAUCCUCAUAUUCUCCGUCGGCAUGGUCCUGCGUCUCCAGGAGCCACCUCUCAUGAGCUACGGGCGGGUCAUCUACUGUGUCAACAUUAUCUAUUGGUACAUCCGGCUGCUGGACAUAUUUGGGGUCAACAAGUACCUUGGUCCCUAUGUGAUGAUGAUUGGCAAGAUGAUGAUCGACAUGAUGUAUUUUGUGAUCAUCAUGUUGGUGGUGCUGAUGAGUUUUGGGGUGGCGCGUCAGGCCAUCCUAAACCCUAAUGAAGACCCGUCCUGGAUGCUAGCUAGGAACAUCUUCUUCAUGCCUUACUGGAUGAUCUACGGAGAGGUGUUUGCCGACCAGAUUGACCAUAAGCAUAGUAGGAAGUUACAGCACAGGCUGAAUGAAAAACUCUGGCUGGUCGAAAAUUACUUACGAACUCACGGAAGCUGGCGUAGUAAUGGUCCAUUCCACAUUUCCCAGUGCAGUCAAAAUCCCACCCCCUGCGGGCAGAACAUUACUACAGAGGAUGGGGGGGUGGUGGCCCUGCCUGCCUGUAAAACGGGUGCCUGGAUUGUCCCUGCCAUCAUGGCCUGCUAUCUACUGGUGGCCAACAUACUGCUGGUCAACUUACUCAUAGCUGUGUUCAAUAAUACAUUCUUCGAGGUGAAGUCCAUCUCCAACCAGGUUUGGAAGUUCCAGCGCUAUCAGCUCAUUAUGACCUUCCAUGAACGCCCUGUCCUUCCUCCACCCCUCAUCAUCUUCAGUCACAUAACUAUGGUCCUCAAGCAUCUGUGUUGUCGCUGGCGCAAGCAGGAUGACGACGAGAGGGACUAUGGACUGAAACUCUUCAUCACAGAGGAUGAGCUGAAGAAAGUCCAUGACUUUGAGGAGCAAUGCAUAGAAGAGUACUUCAGAGAGAAAGAUGACCGAUUCCACUCCUCUAACGAUGAGAGGAUUAGAGUCACUUCGGAAAGGGUGGAGAAUAUGGCAAUGCGUCUGGAGGAAGUCAAUGAAAGGGAACACUUCAUGAAAGCCUCACUGCAGACUGUUGACAUUCGUCUGGCCCAAAUGGAGGAGCUGAUUGGACGAAUUGCCGUAGCACUGGAGCGCGUGACAGGUGUUGAGCGUGGUGAGGUCAACAAAGUACGUUCCCGGACUUCAUCUGACUGCACAGACUCAGCAUACAUGCUCCGCCAGGGUGAAUGCCCAGAGGCAGCAUACAUCCUCCGUCAAAGCAGCUUUAACAGCACAGAAGGGAAUGCCUACCGCCUGCAGGAGGCACUGGAGGGAACAGCUGAGGGCUCCAUGUCCCCUCCUUCUCCUACUGGCAUGGCUACACGGACAAGAAGCCACUCAUUUUAUGUUGGAGGCAGUCGUGGUGGUGAACGUGCAAGUGGAGCUGAACGAGCUGAGAGCUUUUUCAAAGAACGCUCACUCAGUCUCCACCGAGCCAACAGCUCACAAUCAGUGUCCUCAACUGCCGCCCCCAAAGAGUCUAAGCCCCUUCCCCUGGCGACGCUGUCGGUCUCCCAGCAACACCGUCCAUCGUCAUGCAUUGAUAUCUAUGUCUCAACUUCUGAGGAGGUGGGGCCUGCGGAGGUCUUUCUGGAUCAUCUCCGUAUGGUCCCACAGCUCCAGAGAGACUCCUCGCUGCAGUCGGAUAUCAUGGAGACGGUGAUGCCAGGAGGCCGGGACUUCAGCAGCGUUGCCACCAGCGGUAUGGGCGAUAGGCACUCGGAGUGCGGUGCAGGCAGCAGCGGAACAGCUGGAGCCAUAUUUGAUGACAGUGCAGCUGCUGAUUUGUCAUUGUGCUCAGCCCACCUCUUACCAGACACCACUUUACCUCCUUGGGACAUGGAACCAUCCCCACCUCCCUCAGCAGGGCUGCUUGAGCGCUCUAAGAGCAGCCGCUACCUCUCCACAACAGGCACAGCAUUCCUGGAUGAGCCCCCUUUGGUCAAGUCCCACAGCCUCAUGUUCACACCAAGAGGCUGCUACAGUGGACUGGGGGCAGGGGUCCAGGUAAAAGCUGCAGAGUACACCAGCAUCACUGACUGCAUCGAUACACGCUGUGUCUCAGCUCCAUACACUCCUGUAGAACGCUCACAUUCCCCCGGAGGAUCCACGUCAUUCCCCUUUGAUAAGCCCUCAGACAUUGGUUCCUCUCACCCAGAGAGAGAGGCAGAGCUUAGUCACACAGAGUCUGAUCCAGAGGACCCUGAGGACUUGAUUCCGACCCCUGAUACCCCUCGUCUAGGGGGCCUUAGCGGGCCCAGCGGGGCCCCUCUCUGCUCCCCCUUUUCCAGGCUGGAGCGAGCAAACAGCUGCUCCUCAGACGACUCCCAUCCUUCCCUCACACUGGCCCCUCCGCACCGGAAGAGCCUGUCGGUGAGUGAGAGGAUGGAGAGGGGACCAGGUCUGGGGGCAGACAGGGGGCCUGGGCCGGGGGGCCGGGGUCUGGCAGGAACCAGAAAUCCCUUCCUCAGGAGCAAGUCUGGAGCACGGCCUGAAACAGCCAAGACUGACAGCCUCUCCAUGAGGAAGCUGGCGACUCCGUCAGCUUUCCGCAGCUUCGAUAGACAAAACUACACGUGACAAGAACACUGGCCAGCACACUCACACACUGAUAGGACCAGGGAGGAAAACAGAAAGGGCCAAGGGCAAAAGUGAAUGCAGGGUGAAGUUGCCCAUAGAUGCUGAUCUGGACCAGAUCUACAGUUUUUUUUUAACUUACAAAAGGUGAAAAGGUGAUAAAAGUUUAUUCAUAGUCAGUGCUGGAGGGCAACUUUACCUUGGAUCAGGAGUCAGGGGGAGAAGAAUGGGAGAUGUUGGGGUCCUACUGUACACCAGUCAAAAACAAAGAGCUAUGAAUCUAGAGUAGUUUUUACCUCCUCUUGUAGCUAAGUAACUCUCAAUGGGGUGUUAUGGCAAUGGAAGGUGUAUUUGUACUGUAUGUCUUCCACCCACCGCCUUUACGGCAAGUAGACAUCUGUCACUGUGUUACAUCACAUAUCAAUCACGUUAGUCAGAGAAAGUAUACUGUUACUCCUAGCUGCAUUAUAUGGUAGAAACUGUCAAGUCUGAGCGACAAAGAGAGAAGAGAAAGAAAGAAAAAACAGCCACCUCAUUUGUCAUUUUGUCUUAGCAUAGAGUCAUUACUGUCGCAAAACUUUCGCUUUAAAUGCAUUUUCCUCUCUUCAUAUAAUCCUAACUCCACUCUGUAAGAUCCCAGUACUAUCAAACAGAAAGAAGUUAACAUUUCUGCGUGCUUCAUAAAUGAAUCAAGUAAGUGUUUGGAACCAUCUGUAACUAUUUCCCCUCUUGGUUGCACUGGAAAUUAUUGCUGUAACAUGGCAACAACUUACCUCUGGAUACACAAAUACACCUUUCAAAUAAUCGAUAUGUAUCUUUUUUUUAAAGGAAUUUGCCUUUCGUUGUCUUGCGUUUUGUAGCGUAAUUUAUCUACAAACGUUUUUAUUUCUUUUGUCAGUUCAGCUAGAAAAAGAAAGCAGUGUUUGAACUCCAGUCGAAAUGUCAUUACUCUAUCACGUGCCUCCAGUCAUGGCUGUCAAGUGAAACAGUAAAAACUGGGUUUAAUUAGCCACGUGAUAAGAGUGAGAAGCUAAAAGUUAUCAGGAAAAAGUGAGAAAGAAAAUGUGACAUGAAGACUGAGAUUAGGUGACAUCAUCUGGUGUUUUACAAUUCGUGUUCAGGGCAUCACUGAGUCAAGGCAUGUAUCUACAACAGGAAAAUAACAGGAUCGGGAGACAGAAGAGUUUAAUCAAGUGCAUGUUGACAUUCACGUGCAUAUUUUCAUGUCUGCACACACACACACUGUCAGUGAAAUGUUACACAAUACUAGAAAAUAAAGUUUAGUUCAGACCUGAUCGCUGAGAGCUUUAACAAGUGCAAUUGCAAAAAACAGAGGGCACAAUGAGCCUAUUUCAGAAGCAAUGCUUACUGAGUGAACCAGAUGUGAACCUUGUUUGCCUGCACCUGACACCAAAAAUCCUUACACUCAACCAAUCAUUGCUUUCUUGUAGCCCAGCCCUCCUCCUUCAGGUUUUGGCAGUGGCAUUAUGUUGCAAUGGUUUUACAUCCACCUACACCUAAUGGAUCCGUCCUUCUUCUAUUCCAUAACUGUCAUUCAUUUGCUUUUCUCCUUUAUUUUUUUAUUUUAAUUGCAUUCAAAGCCAGCCACUGCAAAAGGAGACUUUAAAAGAAAGCAAUUGCCCGAUGACGAAGCCCAUUAUAAAUCAUAAACAGGUCAAGAAGAGUUCCUAAAGAAAGAGCUAAUUUAUGAAAUUAUUUUUUUUAAAAAGCUUGACAUAAGCAAGUCAAGUAUAUGCAUUAUAGCUAGGAUAUAUAAAGACGUGCAUUUUAAGUGGCAUGGAGGAGGAAACAUGGGGUUAUUAUUAUUCUAAGAUGAAAGCCAGAUCAGAUGAAAGCCAGAUCAGUGUUUUAAAAAAUGUCUAAUUUUUUUAUUCCAAUGGAAAAAGUCUGGUGGGAGGAAGAUGCCCUUCUCUGAUAGCUUUGUAAAGAUAAGAUAAUAAGAAUUCUUACUGAUUUUUUAUGUUUGUUUUAUAUUUCCUCACUAUUACAAUUCAGUUUAAUCAUGUUGCAUUUAUUUUGAGUUUGAUUCUAUUUAUUGACAGUUUCUUGCUCAUUAUUGAUAAUUACAGUAAAUGCCUGUUUGAAUUACGAAAUCAAUAUUUAUAUCUUCUCAGUGAUAUUUUUGUCGAAUUUUAAGUAUUUUCUAAUUAAGCUUUUAAAUUAAAUAAAAGAUGACCAUUGCCAUGCACUAAAUGCUGAUGUAUUAUAUUAUUUAUUAAAUAUAGAAUUGUCUGAUAUACUGUACAUUUCAAUCAUAUUUAAAGUAGUUUUUAUUGUAUGUUUUAUCAAGCAGCUUAUGAGAAUUUUCUAAUGUAUAGUCAAACAUGGCAAUACACAGUUGCCAGUAUACCAAACUUAGGGUGCCUUUUGGGCAUGAAUGGAGUAUGUGGGGACUGAAGUGAUUCUAAAAUCUGUGAAAUUUCUCAUUUUUUGUUUUUUCCCUAAUCAUUAGCCCAAAUAUCUGUGAUUAUUUUCAACAUUUUGAAUACACUCAUAGACCUUUGUUGUUCUCUUUAAACACAUCUGAUGUACAGAGUCGAGGGGAAUGUUGUUAUUAGUAGACUUUAUCAUUGCUUGUAUGGACAUUUAUGUGAAUCCACCAAAACACGUAAAAAGAUCUCAUUGAGAAUCAUAGUUUCAUAGGUGAAGAAAAGAAUCUAUUUGCACAUGAAACUGAGACAUAAGGAUGAGGAUAUAUCAUCACCAUAGGGUUGGUUCUGUUGCAGUAACUCUAUUUAUUGUUUGAACUUUUAUCAUUUGAUUAUCUCUCUGUCACAAUUUGACUUUUGAAACUGUUCAUACGCUAAUCCUGACCCAACCCGGCCUAAACCUUAAAGGGGUUCUUCAGUAACUUAGGUACUGCACCUCCACAAAGUUGGGGGACUUUCUAGAGACAGAUUUGAAUCGAAUUAAUGGUCAGAACUGAAGAAACAGAGGAGGCUGAGAUAUCCCGACCUUUAGUCCCCAGUAUGGGUCAAGAUUCAAAAACACUGGAUCCUACAAUUCCCAUAGUGCAACAUAGCAUAUAUGCAAUAGCAUCUUUUGAUAGACCUUCUCUGACUGUUAAAUGCUCUCAUCUUUCAAACUCCUUGCCCCCAGUUAAUAACGCAGAUUGUCUGUGAAAUAUUUCUCAAUAUAAAUAAUUCUCAAGCCUAACUGAACAUAACCCUGAUGACAUCAUCAGUUUUAUUUUCUCAGACUUCACAAAGCUCCCUUCAGAGCUACAAAAAACAUUAUACAACUGUGUUGAUAGGCUGAAUAGUCCACAAUCGGUGGAUUGCCCCUUUACCCCAGAAAUUCCAACACUAACAUGAAUUGCAUUGUGGACUCAUGCUUAGUAUAUCAUAUAAGUUGGAGAGAUUGGGGACUAACACUUAAAUAUCCAUAAAAUGACAAAUGGGAUGUUGUAGCCCAUCGAUACAAUUUCCUCAACAAAGAUAUAGAUUACAGUAUGUGUUAGAGAGGAAAGGUUGACCCCAAGUCAAUGCUCAGGGACAGCGUCACCCCAGUGAUGCAAGGUAGUAAGUAUAUAAUGGAAUCAUGGUGGAAAGAAAGAUGGAAAUGAAAAAGAAAUAGAGAGAUUUUAAUUUGUAGUCAGCAGAAGGCUUCCAAUAUGAUCACUGUGCUUUAUGAGUCUAACCCAGAGUCCUCGAGGAUUGUGGGGAAAUCUAUAUAUUUUGUGUUUUAUGUCACAGAAAUGGCAAUAGAAUAUGAAUGAAUGUCUUCAUACCUGAUCGACUGACAUUGUUCACCCACAGGAGUUGAAGUUCUUUAUAAUCCAAACAAUAAGAAUUGCGUAUUGUUAGUGAGGGCUUUGGUCACGCAUAGUUGACCCUCACACGCUGAACCAAACCAAACUUUGCCAAACCAAAUGGAAACGAGCUGAGCUGUGCUCUACUGACCUGUUGUCAACACAGCUGUGGUAGACACCAAGCAAAGGUCGUACAGCUCAACUCAGUUUCUCAUGGCUAAAUAUGAAAACAGAAGCUACGGACUGAAAGUUCAGGCCCUCCUGUUUCACCUAUUGUGAUAAGAAAUCAAAUCAAUCAAUCUUCAUCCUUACAGUAAGGAAUAUGAGACAGCAUACAUGUCCGUGGCACUUCUAAACUCGUGUGAACAUGAUUCUAGAAAUGGUUUUGUGAUAUGUUGACAUGGCUGUUGUGGAAGAUAUUGAUGGGAGGUGUGCAUGUGUGUGUGCAUGUGUGUGUGAAUGUGCGUGUACAUUAACUGCGUGUGAACCUGGACAUGUAGAAGACACCAGUAACAGGGAGGCAUGCCAACACAACACAGCCCACCAGAUUCUUAAUGUACAGUAUUUUUGAAAUAUUUUCCUAUACUGUAUCUCACAGUUUUGUGCAAUCAUGAGCACAUGAUGAUAAUCAACAGAUCUGCUUCCCUCCCGUGACGACCUGUGAGUCGUAAGCUAAAGAGAGUUUCACGCAUAUGUUUUUUCUGCAAUAACUGCUGAUGUUGUGUUUCUACAACUGAAAGGGGCUUACCCCUCCCUACUGGUUACCCUUUAUUUAAUGUCCUUCAAAUGCAUGCAGUUCUUCCACUCAGAUUGUACAGAGAUGACCUGUAAAGAUGAUGAAAGAUAGAGAGAGAUUAUAAUAUGAAAUCAAAGUAGUGAGUAUUUGAAUGCAAAUACAAAUCUGUAUUCUUCAAUGUUAAUAGGAUCAUGUCUGGCAUGCAUUGUUAAAUAAAAAAUUAAAUAGAUUGGUA